GUCUUCAUGUACAACGAACAGGCGCUAAACCCUGAAAUCUAACAGCCACAAGAGCUCAAAAUGCGAGUCUUCUUUUCCUAUGGCGCCAAUAUCUUCAAGCGCAAGACCCUAACACAUGAGAACACUCGAUUAUUUCUGAAUAUGUUUAGCUUCACCCGAGAAAUGUCGCAGUCCACUGCCAUUCCCAAAAAGCUUCAAAGAGUUCGAGAUCAUGGCUAUGACAACUACAUGGAAGUCGAGAAGAAAAUGAGAAAAGUUCUCAAAUUUCAGGACCUCAUUCUUUCGCAGCUCAACCAAACACUCCCAAUCUCUCGCCUCGACACCCUCGCUCGCCGAAUCGGCUUGAAACAGCACGAAGCCGGCGCGUUCAUACUCAAAUUCCCUCAUGUUUUCGAGGUUUACGAACACCCCGUUCAGCGGAUUCUCUUCUGCCGAUUAACCCGGAAAGCCAUUCUCCAAAUCGAUCAAGAAAGGCAAGCCCUCAUCGCGCAAAUUCCAGACGGUGUCACGCGCCUCCGGAAGCUUUUGAUGAUGUCUAACACCGGAAGGCUUCGUCUGGAGCAUGUUCGUAUUGCUCGGUCUGCGUUUGGGUUACCGGACGACUUCGAGUACUCGGUGGUUCUCAGGUACCCGCAGUAUUUUCGAUUGUAUGAUGCCAAAGAGACCAGGAAUAAGUACAUCGAGCUUGUGGAGAGGGAUGAGAAGUUAACUGUGUGUGCCAUAGAGAAAGCUAGGGAGAAGGAAUACAGGGAGAAAGGAGUUGAAGCUGAAAAUAUUAGAUUUUCUUUCAUUAUAAAUUUCCCUCCGGGCUUUAAGAUUGGGAAGUAUUUUAGAAUUGCAAUGUGGAAGUGGCAACGUUUGCCAUACUGGUCACCUUAUGAAGAUGUUUCAGGAUAUGAUUUGAGAUCGAUUGAGGCUCAGAAGCGAAUGGAGAAGAGAGCAGUUGCUACAAUCCAUGAAUUGUUGUCGUUGACUGUAGAGAAAAAAAUUACUCUGGAGAGGAUUGCUCAUUUUCGGAUGGCAAUGAAUUUGCCCAAGAAGUUGAAAGACUUUCUUCUUCAGCACCAGGGGAUAUUUUAUGUCUCAACUAGAGGGAAUCAAGGGAAGCUGCACACGGUUUUCCUCAGGGAGGCGUAUAGAAAGGGAGAAUUGAUAGAGCCCAAUGAUUUGUAUUUAGCAAGAAGGAAGCUAGCUGAGUUGAUUUUGACAAGUCCCAGGAAAGCAAACGUUGAUAGAGAAUUGAUUGGCUAUAGGAGAAGUAGAGAAGAGGAUGAAAUGGGCCCAAUAAGAAGAGCAUGUGUUGAGAAUGGUUUUGAGGACUUUGAGGGUGGAGAUAGUAUCGGGCAAGAAGGGGAUGCGGAGGCUGAUUUGUCAUCAGGCAUGGGUUCUGAUGUUGAUUCUGAAAUUGAAGAUGAGGAUGACGAUUUUGAGGAUAAUGUAUCAAUGGAAAGGACAUCUCAGUAACAUUAAUAUCAGGUUGAGAAGGUGGAAUUGAAAACUUUCACCUGGCUUGGUUGGAUGCUUUCUGUGGAGAGAAUAUAUUGAGGGAUUCUUUCAACGUUGGUUCUUCCUAUUUCGCUGUUUAGAAGUCUCUCGGUGGCUUCAAAAGAAAGUAUUCAAAGCAGUGGACAUUAGUUAAGAUUGCUAUCUAUCUCAUCUCAUCUCAUCUCAUCUGAAGUGAUCAUAUGACAUGUGACUUGUUUGGCUAGUAUGCAGCGAGUUUUGUGGCCAUUAUCAUGAAUAUCUUUUCUUCAAUGGUGGCUGGCAAACCAUACUGUGGGAAUUUGGAUUUGCUGGAUACUGAGUGCCAGAUCUUGAAGAUGAUUGUAUGUGUCAUUGCUAAACCAAUAAGACUGGAACUGAUAUGUUGUCAGGUUUAUCUGUACACAGAGAAACAAUUAAAUGGAAGAAAACUACCAAGCAAAGGAAGGAAUUACACCUUAAGCUCGAAGCUUCAAAUUGUUGGAAGGUAUAGGGCUUAACUCGGACGUUCAUCCAACCACAUAAGGCAACUCCAGUUAACUUGAGUUUUGUUACUAUCCUGUUUUGGAAAUUCGUUGACAUGAAAAAGCAGUGGCUCGUAAACUGAUGCACAGGUAAUUUAACAUUGGCUCAUCAGUGUUAUGCUAGCGUACUAAAUGCCGUUAGUCUUCAAAAAACAAUAACUAGCCUUGUGUCACUAAGCUAGAUAAGCUGUAUGAAUUGUACAAUGGCAUUGUGCUCUUUCAAUACUGACUUCGCUCAUUUUUCUUCAUAACUAGUCCCAAGCAUAGACAAAAGAGUGUUAUGUUAGUCCCUCAGACAAAAAAUGUGAUUUCCCAUGUCAAAUUAUGUUUUGAUCAAUACAUGCUUCGAUCAAAAUGUCUUCAUCAGAUUACUAAUUAUUUUAUGUGGGAACUUAAAGAAGUCAUCAAUCGAGACCUCUUGGUUAGCGGCUCAUUAGAGGAAUUGGUUUCAAGACAGGGCACAAGGAUAUUGUAUGAUUCACGUAGCUGACCCACUUAAUGCGAUAAAGCUUUUAUCGUUGACUUUUUCUCUUUAUUUUUAUUCAAUUGGGAACUUUGAUCAGAUAGGUAGAAGUUUUCUUUCCCUUGGUUGGCAAGCAUUGACAUCGCUACGAAGUAUGUGCAAAUUGGUGGAGAUUACAGACUAAUAAUAAGCUUCGUCAUUUUGCUGUUCACCUAUUGGCUUGUUGACUUUUACAGUUUGAUCUUCUAUGAGUGGCGAACA
Messenger RNA from Neltuma alba, 2730 nucleotides. Its product is annotated as protein ROOT PRIMORDIUM DEFECTIVE 1-like. The transcript has a single exon. NCBI's taxonomy places the organism in Eukaryota, Viridiplantae, Streptophyta, Magnoliopsida, Fabales, Fabaceae. The coding region runs from base 61 to 1464 and encodes 467 amino acids. The record is from RefSeq and is a predicted model, not a curated record. Gene Ontology annotation, molecular function: RNA binding.